Plutella xylostella (diamondback moth) is the source of this 718-nucleotide messenger RNA. Its product is annotated as pheromone-binding protein-related protein 6. Gene Ontology annotation, biological process: sensory perception of smell. Lineage: Eukaryota; Metazoa; Arthropoda; Insecta; Lepidoptera; Plutellidae. Gene Ontology annotation, molecular function: odorant binding. The record is from RefSeq and is a predicted model, not a curated record.
ACCUAGGUAUAAAGUGAUACUUUAGCUUGCUCUAUCUGCAUUUGGCAGUUAAAGUUAGACGGUGGUAGUUGUAAUAAAAAACUAUUUAGAAAUGCAUUAUUCAAGCCUUUUCGUAAUUGUUUUGGUGGCGUCCAUUAUCGGAUUGUGUGCAAGUGUUAAGCAAAAGAAGGUGAACUUAGCCCCCGACAAGACGGCACGCCUGGUGCAGCAUGCCAUCGACUGCGUGGCAGCCACCGGCGUCAGCCCCGACGUCCUCAUGCAGUUCAGACAAGGACACGUCGGCAACGACGAAAAAUCACAACAAUUCGUCCACUGCCUCCUAAAAAGGCUAUCCCUAAUCUCCAAAGACGGCCACGGGAAAACCCAAAGAGUUUUAGACUUGUACCCGGAUAGUGUUGAUAAGGAGGGCAUUAAGAAGGCCUUCGACGAAUGUAAUAAGUUGAAUGGGAGUACGCCGACGGAAACUUCGUUUAAAGUGUUUGUGUGUUUCCAUAAGACGUCUCCGGUGGUUAUUGGACUUUAAAUGUUAUUUUUUUUAUAUUGUGAGAUAUGUACAUAUACAGACCUAUUGAGACUUAUGUAAUGAAUAAUCAGUAUAUAAGUAAUGUGUUUAAAAAAGUGAUAAUUAAGUAGGUAGUUACAAUGAAUAUUUUGAAUUGUGAAUAUUAUUUAUAAUGUUAACUAAAACUUUCAUGAGAAAGAGGGUCAAUAAAGUUAA